Molecule: messenger RNA, 753 nt
Organism: Knipowitschia caucasica
Lineage: Eukaryota; Metazoa; Chordata; Actinopteri; Gobiiformes; Gobiidae
Source: the annotation of a GenBank genome assembly
AUGGAAUCAUUUGAGAAACAGUUCAAGAAAAAAGAGCGAGAGCUGGAGCUCCAGAAGAUGCAGUAUGAAGCCAAAUUGGCGGAGCAGUGCAGGGCUCGCUCUGACCUGGAGGUGGCACUCAAAGACGUCCUGCAGUUUCUGAAGAUCAGUGAAACGUCUCCAUCUGAAGCCGCUCUGCUGAAGAUCCCAGCGCUGGACAAACUCAAGUCCUCAGAUUUGAAGAGUGGUGAGUCCCUGCUGCAGUCCCACCUCCAUCAGCUGAUCGGCCGCAAUGAGGAGCUGAGGUUGGAGCUGAAGACGGCAAGAGCGGAGGCCACCAGCGCCAUCGGGCAACUGGCCACAGCUCAGGAGAAGGUGAAUCGGCUGCAGACUGAUGUGGACCUGCUGCAGAAGUCCAGUCCUGGAUUAGUCCUGAGACCGAUUCCUCUUCCUCAAGAUCUGGACCUAAGCAGCACCGAGGCCAUUAGCUCUCUGAACGAAUACGUCGUCAGACUACUGCAGGAGCUGAAGAACCAGGAGGAUAUGACCAACGACUUGACCUCAACCUUAGAAGAAUACAAAGAGAAGUUUGCAGUGAUCAGCCACCAGCAGGGCCUGCUGUACCAGGACUACCUCAGUGAUAAAUCCAAGUGGGAGAAGGAGAAAGAGGCUUUCACACGGACAAAAAGCAAACUGGAAGAGCAACAGCAGGUGGACGCUGUCAAGGUCAAACAGUUCAACAACCCCAGUAGGGUAUUAGAGGUGGUACUGUGA